AAGAAGAGAAGUAGUAUCUCUCACUCUUUCACACACACUCUUUUAAACUCUCUAACCAUCCACUUUCCAAAACCUCUUCAUUUCAUUCUUCUCAUUCAAUUCUCAUCAUCACCAGAAUUUCACUCUUGUCCACCACACGAAUGGCUUCAAGAUCAGCACGUUGGCGUCAGAGUUGGGCUCCACAACCAUUAACACCAUUAAUGGAAGGUCCUGAUCCUGAAAUGCAAGAAGAAGGAACCAAAAAAGAAAGCUCUUGGGAAGCUAUAAGAGAAUGGUUCAAAGCUCAAAAGAUUUCACCUAGUGCUAACAUUUCAUCACAAUCAUUUUAUGGAACCAUUCAUGCUAAGACACAAGAUUUAAAGUUAUUGCUUGGUGUCUUAGGUUGUCCCUUGGCUCCAAUUCCCUCAGAUCAUGAUCCAACUUUAAGUAUUCACAAUCACAUUAAAGAUACUCCAUUUGAAACUUCAACAGCUAAGUACAUCAUACAACAAUAUUUAGCUGCAACAGGGUGUUUGAAACAACAAAAGGAGAACAAAAACAUGUAUGCAACUGGAAUGGUGAAGAUGAUUUGUUGCGAAACAGAGAUAUCAUCUGGGAAAAAUGUUAAGUGUUUAGGGACAAGAAGCAGUGAAAAUGGUUGUUUUGUUCUUUGGCAGAUGUUGCCAGGAAUGUGGUCUCUUGAAUUGGUUGUUGGUGGACAUAAGAUCGUUGCUGGUAGUAAUGGUAAAACUGUUUGGAGACAUACACCUUGGUUAGGUACUCAUGCUGCUAAAGGCCCACAACGCCCAUUACGUCGCAUCAUUCAGGGUUUGGACCCAAAGAGUACAGCAAGCUUAUUCACCAAUGCACAAUGUUUGGGUGAAAAUCGAAUCGGGAACGUUGAUUGCUUUGUGUUAAAGGUUUGCGCGGAUCGUGAGACUGUGACCGAACGAAGCGAAGGACCCGCAGAGGUGAUAAGGCACAUACUAUAUGGCUACUUUUGCCAAAAGAGUGGACUCCUCAUAUACUUAGAAGACUCACAUCUCACGAGGGUCCCAACACAAGAUAGUGAUACGGUGUAUUGGGAGACCACGAUUGGGAGCAGCAUUGGCGAUUAUAGAGACGUCGACGGGAUCUUGAUUGCGCAUCAAGGUCGAUCAAUUGCAACUGUUUUUCGAUUCGGUGAGCUCUCAAUGCAGCAUAGUAGAACAAGAAUGGAAGAGGUAUGGACCAUUGAUGAUGUUAUGUUUAAUGUGCCUGGACUCUCCAUGGAUCACUUCAUUCCUCCAGCUGAUAUCCUUGACAAUAUAAAUUCUCCUUGAUAAUUUGACUUAUUAGGAACUUGCUUAACUACUUUUUUUAUUUACUUUUUAAGUCAAUGUGAAUUGUAACUUUACUUUGGAGGGGGUAUAAUGAAAGCAUUGGUGGGGGGUGUAAUUUCAUUUUUAUCUUUUCUUUUUAUUAUUGCAUUAUUGUAAGCUUUUAGUUGGUAGUAUGUACUUCAAGUCAUUAAGCUUAAAUGACAAAAUCAUGAGAGGGGAUGGAAUAAUUGAUCUACGGGUAAGAUAAUGGCACAUAUUUUAUGUACUUUAUUAUAUAUUUGGAUAAAAAGUAUGGGAUAUUGAUCAACAA
This is a messenger RNA of Trifolium pratense (red clover), 1611 nucleotides long. RefSeq lists its product as uncharacterized. The record is from RefSeq and is a predicted model, not a curated record. Bases 141 to 1301 code for a protein of 386 amino acids. The transcript is spliced from 3 exons. Lineage: Eukaryota; Viridiplantae; Streptophyta; Magnoliopsida; Fabales; Fabaceae.